This is a messenger RNA of Linum tenue, 402 nucleotides long. The record is from the annotation of a GenBank genome assembly. NCBI's taxonomy places the organism in Eukaryota, Viridiplantae, Streptophyta, Magnoliopsida, Malpighiales, Linaceae.
AUGCCUUCGCAUGAAAAACACACAGAUGAAUAUGUCAAUAUCACUCAAACUUUUGAUCAAGCUAUAUUAGCUUUAGUGUUCGAGACCUUGGAAGAUGCUGAAUUCUUUUACAAUGCCUAUGCAAAAAGAGUUGGGUUUAGUAUUCGAAAGCGAGAUUGUCAAAAAUCACGUGAUGGCGAAAUGUUAAUGCAAAGAUGGGUUUGUGCAAAGGAGGGCCAUCGGCAUCAAGUGUGGUUGGACAAAUCUGAUCGUAAACGCAAGCCGCGUCGAAUAACUAGGGGAGGUUGUGAAGCAGAAUUUCGCGUGAAUUUGGAUCAUGAUACUUGGAAGUGGGUUGUGAAGAAGCUAAUAUCAACUCACAACCAUAACUUGGUUUCAUCCAAGCAGGUCCAUCUUUUGUGA